Molecule: messenger RNA, 1093 nt
Organism: Brassica oleracea var. oleracea
Lineage: Eukaryota; Viridiplantae; Streptophyta; Magnoliopsida; Brassicales; Brassicaceae
Product: F-box/kelch-repeat protein At4g39753-like
Exons: 1
Coding region: 260-877 (205 amino acids)
Molecular function (GO): protein binding
Source: RefSeq, a predicted model, not a curated record
AUCUCCACCGUCGUUUUCGUCGCUUCCAGAUGUAAUAAUACUAAACUGCUUAGCCUGCAUAUCCAAGUCCUACUACCCUAUACUCUCCCUAGUCUCCAAGACCUUUCGCCCUCUCAUCUUAUCUAGAAAGCUCAACCACGCACGGUCUUACCACAAAACACAAGAAAAGUUAUUUUAUAUAUGUUUGCAGCUUCCUGACCGUCCUCUUCCCUCAUGGUUCACCCUCUGGAUAAAACCUUAUCAAACCGAGGAAGAGAAUAUGAAGAAGAAGAAGAAAGCUACCUUGGUACAAGUACCCUCUUCCUAUGCUCGUAAAGAACCAUUGUUAGUCCGUACGGUUGGUUCAGAUACCUAUGCAUUAAGACAACGCUAUCCCCCGUCCCCGUUCAUGUUAGUCCGCAAUAAAGAGAGACAUAUAUGGCGUAACACACCUAACAUGACUGUCGCUCGAGUGAAUCCCGCUGCAUGCGUACUCCACGGGAAGAUAUACGUAAUGGGAGGGUGCAAUGCAAAUAAAUCCGCGAAAAGCUGGGGUGAGGUUUUCGAUACAGAGACUCGAACAUGGGAGCCUUUACCUGACCCCGGAGACGAGCUCCGGUUCUCUUCAGUGAUUAGAAAAAUAAAGAUUAUCAGAGGGAAGCUCCUCGUUAGGAGCAACGACGAGAAAGACUCUGUCUAUGAUCCGAAAACACGUAAGUGGAAAGCUACGGCAAAAGCACGCGAGGGUGACAGUAGGUGUAUGUUAGGUAAUAUAAAUUACUCUUGUCGUAGGGAAUGUUGCAUGUGGUAUGACAAAGAGGGUAACGAGUGGAAACAUGUCAAGGGGUUGUCUUCAUUCAAUAGGAGUUGUCGUCGUGGUUUGAUUAAAACAGUUUAAUACUGUGGGAAACUUUUAAUCUUGUGGGACAAGUUUGCGAAUUGUGAAGAAGAAAAAACUAUUUGUUGUGCUUUGGUUGCGCUUGAAAAGCGCCAAAAUGGUCAAGUUUGGGGGAAGGUUGAGUGGUCUAAAUGUUGUGCUUACGGUUCCCAGUUCAUUCGUUUUCUUGCGUUCUUCCGUGAUACGGAUUUGAUCAAUUGUAUCUACUUUUUUUCU